AUGAACCAUACCCGCAACCUAGCCCUUCUGUUAUACGACAAGCAGUUCAAGGCUGUGUCGAGGGCUGAGGCCAACCUGCCCGGCCCGGGGUGGGUAUACAACUCAUCCAAUGACCGGGGCAAGCUGGUGUGGACCCGUCUCAGCAAAAAGCACCACGAUCGCAUGCAAGAUGUCAUGUACACCAUGAUCAAGCUAGGCAAGAAGGCUGUGCGCGAGCGCUGGAGCCGGCAACAGCUCACGGCCAGAAUGAACCUUUGCCUUGUGCGCUUCAAGAUGAACACGAGGCACUGGGUCAAGUCACCUAAGUGGCAGGCUACGCUGGUGCUGUAA
Messenger RNA from Baudoinia panamericana UAMH 10762, 330 nucleotides. RefSeq lists its product as uncharacterized. The transcript has a single exon. NCBI's taxonomy places the organism in Eukaryota, Fungi, Ascomycota, Dothideomycetes, Mycosphaerellales, Teratosphaeriaceae. The record is from RefSeq and is a predicted model, not a curated record. Bases 1 to 330 code for a protein of 109 amino acids.